This is a messenger RNA of Acanthosepion pharaonis, 681 nucleotides long. The record is from the annotation of a GenBank genome assembly. Lineage: Eukaryota; Metazoa; Mollusca; Cephalopoda; Sepiida; Sepiidae.
AUGGAUUAUUACUCAAAACCAGAUUUUUAUAUUAUCGCCUUCGUCAACAUUCUCUUAUCUCUUUCUUUAAUUAUUUUUUCUUUGUUUCUCUCUCUUUCUUUUUUCUUUCUCUUCUCUCUCUUUUUAUUCACUUCCGUAUCUUUUGGGUCUUUCUGUCUUUCUGUUUCUAUUUCUCUUUUGUCUCUCUCUUUUUCUCUCAUCUCUUUUGUUUACUCUCUUUCUUUCCCUAUCUUUUGUGUCACUCAUUUUUACUUCUUUCUAUCUAACUUGCUUUUCAUUGCUAUUUAUUCCUUCUUUCUCUUCAUCCUUUGUUUCUCGUUCUUUCUCUCUCUCUUUCUCUACUUUGCCUUUAUUUUCUUUCUCUCUGUUUCUUUCUCGCUCUUUCUUUCUCUCAUUUCUCUUUCUUUCACUCUCUCUGUCUUUCUCUUUUGUCUCUCUCUUUUGUCUUUCGUUUCUUUCUGUCUCUUUUCUCUGUGUUUCUUAAUCUUGUCUUCCUUUUCGUCUCUCUCUCUCUCUUUUAUCUCUCUCUCUCUCUCUCUCUUUAUUUCUCUUCCUCUAUCUUUACCUAUCUGUUAUGGGCGUUAUCUGUCAGUCUGUUCAUAUCUAUCUAUCUAUCUAUCUAUCUAUCUAUCUAUCUAUCUAUCUGUGUCUGUGUAUAUCAAUCUAUCUAUGGAUAGCUAA